Messenger RNA from Rotaria sp. Silwood1, 498 nucleotides. NCBI's taxonomy places the organism in Eukaryota, Metazoa, Rotifera, Eurotatoria, Philodinida, Philodinidae. The record is from the annotation of a GenBank genome assembly.
AUGGCCAGAAUACCACCAAAUCAAAUAAUCAGUUUAUUGGGUUUUUCAUUUGACGGGAAUUUUGUGCAAAGUUCAAGUAUUUCGUCUAACUUGUCAGUUCCGACAACUGAUAGUAAAUUAUGGAUUAUUGGUGCUGUUCUUGGACCAAUAGGUUUUGUUUUACUACUUAUCGGUUUAUUUUAUUUUCUUCAUUUUAAAUGUCGACAACAAAGAAAUGGUCAAAGCAGUGCUGAAGUUCUUUACAAUGUGCCGCAAGUGCCAUCUCGAGCAUUAAAUUAUCAAACUGUUCCAAAUGAAUCUAUACAAGAACAAGCCAUAUCUCUUAAUAAUAAUAUUCGUGUAUUAACUCGAAAUGGUGUUUUAGUUGGUAAUAUUGCACCAGCGAGACGAUUACCAUCAAUCGAAUUACAACAAGCUUCAAAUAAUUUUCCACAGUAUCCUAUGUCAGUUGACAUACCGAUGCAACAAAUACGUGGUCAUAAUGAUGCUGAACUUUGA